This is a messenger RNA of Dimorphilus gyrociliatus, 744 nucleotides long. Lineage: Eukaryota; Metazoa; Annelida; Polychaeta; Dinophilidae. The record is from the annotation of a GenBank genome assembly.
AGUUUGAUAUAUUUUCACACUCCAAAACCAACUGUCACAGCAAAUAUGUUAUUGACAAUUUUCAUCUACUUUUUUUUCCCUUCUGGAAUCACUACACAGAAUCCACUUGAAGACUGCAAACAUAUGUCUGAAAGUGAAGUUUCCAAUGGGGUUAGUGAAUACUAUAAUCUUGGAUAUUAUUCAGGUGGAUACACACCAAAUACUGUGGAAUGUGAGCGCCUUAGCUCACCAAAAACAAACCCCUACUUUCUUGUCAAAGUCAUAGCUACAGACAUGGAGGAGUCUCCAGGCUGUUUGGAUGAUGUUGCCGCAAUAUAUAAUGGCUCUACUGGAAACCUUGUCCGCAAGUGGUGUGGUCAUAUGGCAAACUUUUCAUUCGAAAUCAGUGGAUCACAUGAUAUUUUCUUCUAUUUUAAGGCUGAUUCUGACAGUCAUGUUGGAAGAGGUACAAAAUUUGAAAUUAUUGUACCCCAGAGUAGACUGCAACAGACCGAAUCAUCUGGUAUAAACUUACCAAUUAUCCUUGGUGGGGGAAUUGGAGGUUUUGCUGGUUUUAUUGGCUUUGCUUGCAUGAUAUGGUGUAUAUGUAAAUGGUGUUGCUUGUAAAAACUAGCUCUCUAUCAAACUAUUUCACUUUUAAAAAGAAUCAUCAAUAAACUUGUGCACUUUAGUUCGAUAUAGUUGCUUUUUAAAAACCAUAGACUUAAUUACUUUUAUUUAGAAUUAUAUUAAGGCCUGAAAAAG